Thalassophryne amazonica is the source of this 2136-nucleotide messenger RNA. It is a transcript of the gene npy4r, whose product is annotated as neuropeptide Y receptor Y4. The record is from RefSeq and is a predicted model, not a curated record. Gene Ontology annotation, molecular function: neuropeptide Y receptor activity; neuropeptide binding. Gene Ontology annotation, biological process: G protein-coupled receptor signaling pathway. Gene Ontology annotation, cellular component: neuron projection; plasma membrane. Bases 206 to 1570 code for a protein of 454 amino acids. The transcript is spliced from 2 exons. NCBI's taxonomy places the organism in Eukaryota, Metazoa, Chordata, Actinopteri, Batrachoidiformes, Batrachoididae.
CACACACACACGAUCUGGUUGUUUGGGUGUUCGUGUCUUUUACCGGAUCACCUCUGUGAAUUCACACCUGUUCUGAGUGUCAUAUUCUCAGUCAUCCUGGCAUCACAGACUCAACCGGAUCAGCCAAACCACCACACGGGUAUUCUCACAAGGCUGGGAUGGAUGGUUUGAUCCCAGGAGCUGGAGACACUGUAGUCCUGGUGAGAUGUCAUUGAGCGGCAACAAAAGCCAGUCUUUUCCACUCGGACUGCCUCUGCCCCUGAACAGCACCAGCUCUCAGUAUUCCCAACCAUGGGAGGAGGGUGGAAGCAGUUAUGAGACGGUGCAACAGUGGAACAAAACGCAGCUCCUCUCAGACCUUUCUGUUCUGGAGAAUAAUGAGCAUUGUCACAUGUCACCUGUCCUGACAGCGUUCCUGGUAAUGUGGUACUGUAUUACGAUGGUGCUGGGGCUGGUGGGGAACAUCGGCCUCAUCUGCAUCAUUACCCGUCGCAGAGAAAAGGUCAACGUCACCAGCAUUUUCAUCUGCAACCUGUCCUUCUCUGACAUUCUGGUGUGUGUGUUCUGCCUCCCCUUCACCAUCGUAUACACACUCAUGGACCACUGGGUGUUUGGGUCACUGUUAUGCCGCCUGGUGCCGUUCAUCCAGUGUGUGUCUGUCACCGUGUCCGUGCUAUCUCUGGUGGUCAUCGCUCUAGAAAGACAUCAGCUGAUCAUUAACCCCUCAGGAUGGAGACCUAGCAUUAUCCAGGCCUACAUGGCGGUCAUUUUCAUCUGGAUCCUGGCCUGCUUCACCUCCCUGCCAUUCUUAGCUUUUCAGCUGCUCACAAAUGAGCCCUACGCCAACGUACCCCUGCCCAAUCCUCCGCUCCCUCAGCACGCCUCUCUUUACUCCAAACUUCAGCAUUAUCACAAUGCAACACUCCCACAAUCUACCUUCUACAUGUACAAAAACUCAUCUGCGCUUCCAAAUUUGUACCACUCCCUGCUUCGUUAUGUUCCCGCCACUCCACAUCUGGAAGCCUGCUUGGAGCAUUGGCCAAGUCAACAACAGAGGCUAGCUUAUACCACGUGGCUCGUGCUCUUCCAGUACUGCGGCCCUCUCCUGCUUGUCCUGCUCUGUUACAUUCGGGUAUUUGUGCGCCUACGCCACCGCAAAGACAUGUUGGACCGUGCCAGAACGCCAGAAAGCGUUCGCAUGGCACACAGUCGCCGCAUCAACAUCAUGCUCGCCGCCCUCAUAACGGCGUUUGCUCUUUGCUGGCUGCCGCUCACCAUCUUUAACGUAGUGUCAGACUGGAACCAGGAGGCUCUGCCUGUCUGCCACCACAACCUGCUGUUCUCCCUCUGCCACCUGCUGGCCAUGUCAUCCACCUGCAUCAACCCAAUCAUCUACGGCUUCCUCAACUCCAACUUUCGGCAGGAGGUGAGAGAGGUGCUGCUGUUCUGCCAGUGCCGCACGCUAAAAAAAGCGUGUGACCGUUUCCCCGUGAACACUGUGCACAUGGAAAUGUCGCGCACCUCUGAACCUCUCACCCACACGUGCUACUCUAUCGACACCACAACCUAAAUGACACUGCCGUCACAGGAUGUAGAAAUCACUCACUGUGUAGUUUUAAGCCUAACGUAUAGUGUAAAAGUUUUCACAGUGGUUUAAAGUGAAGUGUGAGGUACAUUAUCAAGGUAUCUUAUUGUACAACCAGGUGUAAUUAUCCGAUGUGUUUGAUUAAAAAUAGCUUUUGAAAAGAAUGCCCAAUUUUAAUCUAAGCUAUGUGUCCCUGUUGUGUUUCUUACUGCACACGUGUUACCUGUCAUGUUAUUGUCAUGGCAGAAGGACACACAUGCAUGCACAUACUGAAGAAUAGUAAAUGCAUUUUGUGACAAAGCAGGCGCAUUUUAUUUAGUGCCGGUGAUUAUUGAAUGUGCUGCAGCUUCCUGUUGGCUUUGUAUUUGUGGCAGUUGUGUUUUAAACCUGGUUCUGCAACAAAUUUAAAGACAUUGUGUUUAUGUCAAUUAGAGGUCAAUUGCGACAAAUUUUCAACACUGUCAAUUAGGAAUUUCAGCAAUUAUAGUACGAGACUUUCAGUGUGCAUAUAUUAAAAUGUGCUACUUUUUGUUGUAUGACAGGAGGUUUUU